ACUCCGAUUUGUUGCUUUUUAAAAAUACACUACCAUCAAAAACCCAUCCUAACCCCCUUCUCCUCCUCUGGCUCUGUGACGCCCGAUCCUAAGAAGAAUCGCCAUGGAUGCUGAAGGUGACCCUCCAACAAGAUCGCGAACCGAAAGGCACAAGUGCUUUGCAUGCUACAAGCAAUUCAAGAAAAAAGAACAUCUUGUUGAGCACAUGAAGAUUUCCUACCACACACCUCAUCAGCCUAAAUGUGGGGUCUGCCAAAAGCACUGCAAAUCUUAUGAAUCUCUGAGGAAUCACCUUACUGGCCCAUUAUCAAGGGCUAGUUGUUCGAAGACUUUCGCUGCCCAAGGUUGUGAUCUCUGCUUGAAACUCUAUGAUAGCCCCAGUUCUCUUGGCAAGCAUAGAGAAAUAUGCCACCUAUGUACGCCUGCUUCCCUUGGAACAAAGAUAUUGCCUUCUGCAGGAUCUGUUGAUGAAAAGUACACCACCAAAGGUGCAAAAGCCAUUGCUAUCAACUGUGGAUUGGUUGGGGGUGGAACCGAUGGAUCACUUGACCUUUGCGCAAGGGUGUGUCUGGUUGAUGAAGAUGAAAAUAUUAUUUUCCAUACAUAUGUUCAACCUCAAAGUGCUGUUACUGAUUAUAGAUACGAAAUAACUGGAUUAACUGAAGAGCAUCUAAGAAAUUCGAAGUCUCAUAAGGAAGUACAAGACAGAAUUCUGGAAAUUUUGUACAAUGGAGAAUCUGCUAGGAGACUAAUGUCAGACAGUGGAAAGGCUAGACUGCUUGUGGGUCAUGAUUUGAAGCGUGGUUUGGAUUGCUUGAGGAUAAACUAUCCUGGUCAUUUGCUGAGGGAUACUGCAAAAUACCGACCAUUGUUGAAAACUAACCUGGUUAGCCACUCGCUCAAGUACCUCACCAAAACAUAUCUUGGGUAUGAUAUCCAGACAGGGGAACAUGAUCCAUACGUAGAUUGUGUUUCUGUUAUGAGACUGUACAAGAGAAUGCGUGCUCAAGAUCAUCAAGUUAAAGGAAUUGGAACUCCAAAUUCAGACAGCGGUUUUGAAUCCCAGAAAGCAGAGGAACUCGAGAACAUGACCCCAGAUGAGCUAUACCAGAUCUCAAAGUCAGACUACAAAUGCUGGUGUCUAGAUUCAAAUAUAGCAGCAGGGUGUAACAGUUGAUUUUUUGUUUCACAUAUGUUGAUCCUUGUGCACUCAGCGGGGCAAUAUUUUGCUGCUCAAAGAAAUAGUAAUGACGUGAUGUGCUGCUAGGUAUGAAGGAUUGGUGUACAGUUUUUGCUGUAAUGCAAAGUGAAGCAUAUAUUUGCAUAGUUGUUUAUAUAUGUUUGUUUACAUUUCUUGAAAUCUAAAGCAAACGGGGGAGUUUCUGAUAU
Populus euphratica (Euphrates poplar) is the source of this 1389-nucleotide messenger RNA. Its product is annotated as Exonuclease family protein. The transcript has 7 exons. Gene Ontology annotation, molecular function: 3'-5' exonuclease activity; nucleic acid binding. Gene Ontology annotation, cellular component: nucleus. The record is from RefSeq and is a predicted model, not a curated record. Gene Ontology annotation, biological process: rRNA processing. NCBI's taxonomy places the organism in Eukaryota, Viridiplantae, Streptophyta, Magnoliopsida, Malpighiales, Salicaceae. The coding region runs from base 104 to 1177 and encodes 357 amino acids.